UUAUAUUAGUGCAGAACACUGUACCUUUAAUUUAAAUGCCCUUGGAGUCUGCUGGGGAAGAGAAAUAAUACUGUCAGUCAGUAUGACAUGCAGAUGAGUGCCGUCGAUCUUAGAAUCACCGCACACUUCACUCAUUUGGGCAGUCACGGGGCCAAAACCAGAGUGUGGAGCCACAGAGUGGCGGUGGAGGCAGCAGCAAUGGGAGGCCAUACAGCACCCUAUGACAAAAUGGAACCCACCAGCAGUGUGAGGAGACCUGAAAGUGGCACAUGGCAGAGGUGGCGGUGGAGGCAGCAGCAAUGGGAGGCCAUACAGCACCCUAUGACAAAAUGGAACCCACCAGCAGUGUGAGGAGACCUGAAAGUGGCACAUGGCAGAGUGUGGCGAUGGAGACAGCAGCAAUGGGGAGGCCGUACAGGGACCCAUGACACACUCUGGACCUGGCAGCAGCAAGAGGAGGCGGUACAGGGGCCCAU
Staurois parvus is the source of this 476-nucleotide messenger RNA. The record is from the annotation of a GenBank genome assembly. Lineage: Eukaryota; Metazoa; Chordata; Amphibia; Anura; Ranidae.